This is a messenger RNA of Trichechus manatus latirostris (Florida manatee), 728 nucleotides long. RefSeq names its product testis expressed 29 (gene TEX29). The coding region runs from base 199 to 633 and encodes 144 amino acids. The transcript is spliced from 6 exons. NCBI's taxonomy places the organism in Eukaryota, Metazoa, Chordata, Mammalia, Sirenia, Trichechidae. The record is from RefSeq and is a predicted model, not a curated record.
UUUUGGAAGCAGAUCACCAGGGCUGUCUUCCGAGGCACCCCUGGGUGGGUUUGAAUCACCAACCUUUCAACUAGUAGUCGAGUGCUUAACUGUGUAUCCAGUGACCUGGCAAUAACGAAUGUUCAAAGCAAAGGAACCUGUUGAACGAAGAAGUGAAGUGGUUCGUCUGAUACCUUCGUUCAUCCAUAAACUGCUACAAUGAAAUAUGAACCAGAAUUUAAAAAGUCCCCAUCACAUCUGCUGAAGAAAUUUGCAGUAUGUGAUAUUCCUCUGUAUGACAUAUGUGACUACAACGUCUCCAGAGACCAGUGCAAGGAACUUGGCUGCUGCUUCUAUAAGGGUGUCUGCUAUGAGAAGGCAGUUCCGAUUUAUGUGCAGGUGUUCUCUGCCUUGAUCGUCAUCAUCUCUGGGGCCUUUAUCAUCACGAUAAUUUACAGAGUUGUUCAGGAGAGUAGAAGAGAAAAGGAAGUCUCUACCGUCAUAAGCUCAUCGUCCAAGCUAGAUGAGGUAUUCACAGCCAGUGAGAAACCUGUGUCACAGGGGCAGAGAUCCGAACCGAUGACACAGAGCUCUGACCAACCUGGAGAGUCAGAAACAUUGACAGUAACACACACCGAAGAAUCCGAGGAAUGAAACGCAUCAUGAAGGAGUGAAGAUGGCAGAAGAAUCCAAAUGAAAUGGGACAGCAGGUGAAAUGUGGGAUGGGACUACCACCCAAAGAGAAAAAU